Mugil cephalus (flathead mullet) is the source of this 2065-nucleotide messenger RNA. RefSeq names its product trace amine-associated receptor 5-like. Lineage: Eukaryota; Metazoa; Chordata; Actinopteri; Mugiliformes; Mugilidae. Gene Ontology annotation, cellular component: membrane. Gene Ontology annotation, molecular function: G protein-coupled receptor activity. The record is from RefSeq and is a predicted model, not a curated record. Bases 1170 to 2057 code for a protein of 295 amino acids. Gene Ontology annotation, biological process: G protein-coupled receptor signaling pathway. The transcript has a single exon.
UUCACAGUACAAUUUAAUUAAGUCUUUGUUUAUAAGAUUAACUUUAUUAAUACGUUAAAAAAUGUCUUUUUUCUCAAUAUGUGGAUUUAUAAAAAGUCUAUAAUUAAAAUUGUGUGACCCAAUGAGAAACCAACCGGGCCCUUCUGAGCUUGCUAAUGAAUUUUACUCCUCGAUGUGUUGUGUUUGAAUAGUUCACGAUCAAUGUACUUUAUGUGCAAAACCUUAACAUCAAAACAUAUAUGUUCUGAUUAAUGCAAUUAAACAGAUUAGCAUAUUAAGUAAACGCGCCUCUCACUUUGUUGUAUGGAUGGAUUGGAGUCUUCGUUGGAGUUUGAGAGAGACUACAGCACCCUCAAGUGGUGAUGUUGGUCAACAAUGUGGUCCCUAUAAAACCUAGAAACUUUUUCCCUUACAUGUCCUCCUUUUAUUGGUUUGAUGAAUUGAAUCAUGGUCGUGGCUUUUUUUUUUUUUUUAUUGACUAUUAACAAACAAACAGGUCUAACAGAGAGAGAGAGAGAGAAAGACAAAUACAGUCAAUUUAGAAUCACCAACUAACCUAAAAGCAUGUCUCUGAAUGGUGGGAGGAAGCCGAAGCUGUGAGGCAUUAGUGCUAACCACCACACCACUGCACCAUCCUGGGUACAGUUACACCAAGCAACUCAGUCAAUUAUGAGUCAAUCAUGAUGAAGUAACUGGGCUAAUGUGUAAAUAUGCCUCGUGCAGUUCGUCCCCACAAACUGCAGUAAAAAACAGACAAAAGGUCAUUCUGUGCAUAUGCUCCUCGGAAGCAGGGCCUGCACAGCCUGUAACCACUGAGGGGAAAAUGAAUGCUUCUGUGUCAGGCUGCAUCCUACUUGGGAUAGCUGCUGCUAUCAUGGAGUGUCUAUCGCUGUUACCAUGGGGUGGGGUCCUGGUUUUCUAGGUCGGUGGGACAUGUCUAAGUAACAGGUCCAUAAGUUUCCCAGCACAACAUUGUAUUGUCACAAGAUGGUAAAUGGUAAUUACUUUCUCCGUUCAGUGGUUUUAAUGUUGUGGCCGAUCGGUUUAUCUUGGGCAUAUUUUGCAACAACGCUGCAUGAGAUCAUAUAAUCUCAAGAGAUCAAAGCCGAUGAUUCACGGUACUUAUAAAAAAAUCAUGGCUCCGCUUAAGAACCAUUAAGACACAAACAAUGCUCCCCACCAACAUGACAGAGUCUCUGACAGGAGGAGUUCCUCUCUCGGUGGACUUCGACAGUCCUGAGGACUAUUUCAUCUUUAUUUUCCAGCUUCUGUUCGCUACAACUACUGUUGUCGUAGCUGGAACAGUAGUCAUUGGUAUCUUGGCCACCAAAGCGCUGCGUCUCCAAAACAGAUUUAUUUUCAUGCUGAACACGAGUAUUUGUGACACAUUGGUUGGCUUUUCGGUGUAUUAUCUGGGUCUGUUUGACGUUAGGGAGGGGUACCCGUCUAGAAACGGAACUUACGAUGUUUUACCUUCACUUCUAGGGGUCAACAUUUUGACGUUUUUGUUCGCGCAAUUUGACCGCUAUUUCGCCGUGUGCCACCCUUACAUCUACAGCCGCUUCAUAACAAGACAGUUGGUGAUAGGCAUCAACAUCUACUGCUGGGUUUACAACUCUGCUCAUUUGCUCGCCAGGAAUUUUAUUCCAGUUUCCAAAGCGAUACAGCUGUACGUCUUCAGUAUCGUCUUCUUUCAAGUGAUCGUUCUGACAAAAGUGGCCAUGACCAUCAAACUGUAUGUUGUGGCCAGGUACCAGGUCGAGAGAGAUCCUCCCAGCGCCGAGAAAGAAAGCAAGAAAGAAUCGUUGAAAAUUAUCAUAUUUGUAGUCAUAAGCUUCCUGCUGUUGUGGUGCCCCUCUUUUGUUAAUAUCUUCAUCAGACUUGUGGUAGGAGGAGGGAUGAGUUUUAGGAACGAGGCCACCAACCUUUUCGCCAUCAUGGCUCGUUUCAACGCCGUGUGCACGCCGUGCGUGUAUAUCUGGGGGAGUCCGGCUCUGAGAGAGGCCAUUAAGAAUACAUUGUGGGGCAGACUGUGCCCACGAUGCAAGAAGAGGUAACAGUAGCA